This is a messenger RNA of Dendrobium catenatum, 430 nucleotides long. Its product is annotated as peroxidase 47-like. The transcript has a single exon. The record is from RefSeq and is a predicted model, not a curated record. The annotation marks the transcript as partial. Gene Ontology annotation, biological process: response to oxidative stress. Lineage: Eukaryota; Viridiplantae; Streptophyta; Magnoliopsida; Asparagales; Orchidaceae. Gene Ontology annotation, molecular function: peroxidase activity; heme binding.
CUUUAUGGGAGUCGUGUUUUGUCACUGUGCAGGUGGUCACACUCUUGGAGUAGCAAGGUGCUCAUCUUUCAAGAACCGCCUCAGCCAAUUCGACCCCACCCACCAACAGGACCCGAGUUUGGACCCCAGCUUCGCCAAAUUCCUCUCACAGAAAUGCCUGGCGGGUGACAAUACGGCGGUGGCCUUUGAUGCCUCUCCCAACAUUUUCGACAAUAAUUACUUCAACACCAUUCAAAGAGGAGCUGGGCUUCUGUUCUCCGACCAGGCCCUCUUUAACAGCCCAAUGAUCCGAGGCCUGGUCAAUCUGUACAGCAUGGACCGGGCCUUAUUUUCAUUUGAUUUCCAACAAGCUCUUGUCAAGAUGGGCUUGCUUGAUGUCAAAGAGGAUGAUGAGGGAGAGAUUAGGCUGAACUGCCAUAGGAUUAAUUAA